Molecule: messenger RNA, 3426 nt
Organism: Micropterus dolomieu (smallmouth bass)
Lineage: Eukaryota; Metazoa; Chordata; Actinopteri; Centrarchiformes; Centrarchidae
Product: mucin-2-like
Exons: 2
Coding region: 1-3426 (1141 amino acids)
Source: RefSeq, a predicted model, not a curated record
AUGACUACCAUUCCAUUAACAACUACCCCACCAACCGCAAUUACCAUCACUACACCAAUUACAACAACACCCCCACCAACAACAACCACCAUUCCCUCAACAACUACCCCACCAACUACAAUACCCACCACUACACCAAUUACAACAACCCCACCAAUUACAACCACCAUUCCCUCAACAACUACCUUACCAACCACAGAAACCACCACUGCACCAGCUACAACAACCACACAAAGCACAACUACCAUUCCCUCAACAACUACCCUACCAACCACAAUAACCACCACUACACCAGCUACAACAACCACACAAAGCACAACUACCAUUCCAUUAACAACUACCCCACCAACCGCAAUUACCAUCACUACACCAAUUACAACAACACCCCCACCAACUACAAUCACCAUUCCAUCAACAACUACCCCACCAACUACAAUAUCUGCACAAAGCAAAACUACCAUUCCCUCAACAACUACCCUACCAACCACAAUAGCCACCACUACACCAACUACAACAACCCCGCCAACUACCACCACCAUUCCCUCAACAACUACCCCACCAACUACAAUAACCACCACUACACCAACUACAACCACCAUUCCCUCAAAAACUACCCCACCAAUUACAAUAACCAUCACUACACCAGCUACAACAACCACACAAAGGACAACUCCCAUUUCCUCAACAACUACCCCACCAACUACAACCACCAUUUCCUCAACAACUACCCUACCAACCACCGAAACCGCCACUACACCAGCUACAACAACCCUGCCAACUACAACCACCAUUCCCUCAACAACUAUUCCACCAACUACAAUAUCUACACAAAGCAAAACUACCAUUCCCUCAACAACUACCCUACCAACCACCGAAACCACCACUACACCAACUACAACAACCACACAAAGCACGACUAUCAUUCCCUUAAAAACUACCCUACCAAACACAAUAACCACCACUACACCAGCUACAACAACCACACAAAGCACAAAUACCAUUCCCUCAACAACUACCCUACCAACCACAAUAGCCACCACUACACCAACUACAACAACCCCGCCAACUACCACCACUAUUCCCUCAACAACUACCCCACCAACUACAAUAACCACCACUACACCAACUACAACCACCAUUCCCUCAACAACUACCCCACUAAUUACAAUAACCACCACUACACCAACUACAACCACCAUUCCCUCAACAACUACCCCACUAAUUACAAUAACCAUCACUACCCCAGCUACAACAACCACACAAAGGACAACUCCCAUUUCCUCAACAACUACCCCACCAACUACAAUAACCACCAUUCCCUCAACAACUACCCUACCAACCACCGAAACCACCAUUACACCAGCUACAACAACCCUGCCAACUACAACCACCAUUCCCUCAACAACUACCCCACCAACUACAAUAACCACCACUACACCAACUACAACCACCAUUCCCUCCACAACUACCCCACCAAUUACAAUAACCAUCACUACCCCAGCUACAACAACCACACAAAGGACAACUCCCAUUUCCUCAACAACUACCCCACCAACUACAACCACCAUUCCGUCAACAACUACCCCACCAACUACAACCACCAUUCCCUCAACAACUACCCCACCAACUACAACCACCAUUCCGUCAACAACUACCCCACCAACUACAACCACCAUUCCCUCAACAACUACCCUACCAACCACCGAAACCGCCACUACACCAGCUACAACAACCCUGCCAACUACAACCACCAUUCCCUCAACAACUACCCCACCAACUACAACCACCAUUCCCUCAACAACUACCCCACCAACUACAACCACCAUUCCGUCAACAACUACCCCACCAACUACAAUAACCAUCACUACACCAGCUACAACAAUCACACAAAGCACAAAUACCAUUCCCUCAACAACUACCCUACCAACCACAAUAGCCACCACUACACCAACUACAACUACCCCACCAACUACAAUAACCACCACUACACCAACUACAACCACCAUUCCCUCCACAACUACCCCACUAAUUACAAUAACCAUCACUACACCAGCUACAACAACCACACAAAGGACAACUCCCAUUUCCUCAACAACUACCCCACCAACUACAACCACCAUUCCCUCAACAACUACCCUACCAACCACCGAAACCGCCACUACACCAGCUACAACAACCCUGCCAACUACAACCACCAUUCCCUCAACAACUACCCCAACAUUUACAAUAACCACACAAAGCAUGACCACAAUUCCCUCCACAGCUACCCCGCCAACUACAAUACCCACCACUACACCAGCUACAACAACCACACAAAGCAAAACUACCAUUCCCUCAACAACUACCCUACCAACCACCGAAACCACCACUACACCAGCUACAACAACCCUGCCAACUACAACCACCAUUCCCUCAACAACUACCCCAACAUUUACAAUAACCACACAAAGCAUGACCACAAUUCCCUCCACAGCUACCCCGCCAACUACAAUACCCACCACUACACCAGCUACAACCACACAAAGCAAAACUACCAUUCCCUCAACAACUACCCCACCAACCACCGAAACCACCACUACACCAGCUACAACAACACAAAGCACGACUACCAUUCCCUUACAAACUACCCUACCAACCACAAUAACCACCACUACACCACCUACAACAACCCCAACAACUAAAACCACCAUUCCCUCAACAACUACCCUAUCAACUACAAUAACCACCACUACACCAACUACAACCACCAUUCCCUUAACAACUAACCCACCAACUACAAUAACCACCACUACACCAGCUACAACAACCACACAAAUCACAACCAUUCCCUCAACAACUACGCCACCAACAACAACCACCACCAUUACACCAGCUACAACAUCGACACAAAGCAGUACCACCAUUCUGUCAACAACUACCCCACCAACUACAAUAACCACGACUACACCAACUACAAUGACCCCACCAACUACAACCACCAGUCCCUCAACAACUACCCCACCAACUACAAUAACCACCACUACCCCAACUACAACAACCCCACUAACUACAACCACCAUUCCAUCAACAACUACCCCACCAACUACAAUAACCACCACUACACUAACUAAUACAACCCCACCAACUACAACCACCAUUCCCUCAACAACUACCCCACCAACCACCGAAACCACCACUACACCAGCUACAACAACACAAAGCACGACUCAGUACCACCAUUCUGUCAACAACUACCCCACCAACUACAAUAACCACGACUACACCAACUACAAUGACCCCACCAACUACAACCACCAGUCCCUCAACAACUACCCCACCAACUACAAUAACCACCACUACCCCAACUACAACAACCCCACUAACUACAACCACCAUUCCAUCAACAACUACCCCACCAACUACAAUAACCACCACUACACUAACUAA